GUAAUGCAACCUCAGCAUGUCAGCGGGGAAAUAAAGGAGGACGAGAAGGCGCGCCUCCCAGACGCAGAGUAGCUUGUGAUUGGCUCGGGCUGCGGAACCUCGGAAACCCGAAUGUGAGGACCUUACCGAUCCCCGGCUGCCGCCCCCCGCAGAAAUCCGGAGCGUGGUCACGAUCCAAGUGGCGGUGGCGGAGGCGGCGGCGGCAGGUACAGAAAACGUUUUUCCAAAGAAAAUAAUAUAGUUCAGAAGGAAAAAUAAAAAGAUUGCUGCACAUUUCAUUUUAUGAUAUGUAAGAAAAUCUACACUUUCUUCAAGGCUCUAUACUAAGAAACAGAAUAAUCUUGCCUGAAACAUUGAUACACAGAAAUAUCACCUACAGCUACAGGAUUUUUGUACACAUGACUCAAAUGUUGACAGAGGUCACUCGGUGGGACUCUCCCGCCUCUUGUACAUCUAUAGAACUUUAAGGCAAGAAAAAAAUCUUAGUGAUCUCCUCUACUUAAGAAUACAGUUAUUUUAUGGAAGCUUGCUAAAACGGCCAUUAGUGAUGUAACCUCAUCUUUCGUGCAGUAUAGCCUUGUUUAUUAAACACUCCUAUCUAAAAAAUGAGAUAUGUGGCUUAGAAAAUACACAGAUUUUUGGUUAAUUUACUUAGAAUCUUAUCUUCAAAAGGAAAAUACACAUAAAUAAUGAUAAGAAAUACGUCGAAUGCCAACAUCUGACUUUGGGUUUCCUACUAUGUGGUGAUCUUAGAUAUAGGGUAAGUCAUUUGAAAUGAAAUAUGUUGAUCCCUCGCUUUCAAAAUUAGUAUGAGGCUAGCGUGACUUUAUUAAUCAUUCAUGAAAAAAUGUUGUGCCAUUACGAGUAAACUAUAUUCUGUACGAAACAAUGUGCUAAAAUGUUGGUAUGUGAUUGAUCUUAUCUCUACCAUAUUUAGGAAGCAGUCAUGUUUCAUGAGUCCUCAAAACUGUGAGACAAGAGAAUGUAGUAGAGUGAGCUCAGAAGUCCUUACUGACUCAAAGAACUCCAGGGAGACUGGGAUAGAACAUUUUACAUUAUAAGUAGAACCCCCGGAGCCAGAGGUGAAACACGUUUAUCCGCUGCAGGGCUGAUCUGGGUCUGGAAGAAAUGGAUGAGAGCCACUGGAUGAAAUUCACUAAUACUAGACACCUGAGUUCUCUAAGAUUUGUGAAUGAACUUUGCUAAGUAUGGAUUCAGGUGGAGGAAGUCUUGGAUUGCACACAUCAGACUCUAGAAUGGCCCAUACCAUGAUUAUGCAGGAUUUUGUGGCUGGAAUGGCUGGUACUGCACAUAUCGAUGGAGACCACAUUGUUGUUUCGGUUCCUGAGGCUGUGUUAGUUUCUGACGUUGUCACAGAUGAUGGGAUAACUCUCGAUCAUGGCCUUGCAGCUGAAGUUGUCCAUGGGCCCGACAUUAUCACUGAGACUGAUGUAGUGACAGAGGGCGUAAUUGUUCCCGAAGCUGUCCUUGAAGCUGAUGUCGCCAUUGAAGAAGAUUUGGAGGAAGAUGAUGGUGAUCACAUCCUGACUUCAGAACUAAUCACAGAAACCGUGAGAGUACCUGAGCAGGUGUUUGUGGCUGACCUUGUUACUGGUCCUGAUGGACACUUAGAACAUGUGGUCCAAGAUUGUGUUUCAGGAGUUGACUCUCCCACCAUGGUGUCAGAGGAAGUUCUUGUAACUAAUUCAGAUACAGAAACUGUGAUCCAAACAGCCGGUGGUGUUCCUGGGUCUACAGUUACUAUUAAAACCGAAGAUGAUGAUGAUGAGGAUGAUGAUGAUGAUGUCAAGAGCACUUCUGAAGACUACUUAAUGAUAUCAUUGGAUGACGUCGGGGAAAAACUGGAGCAUAUGGGAAACACACCAUUAAAAAUUGGCAGUGAUGGUUCACAAGAAGAUGUUAAAGAAGAUGGAUUUGGUUCAGAAGUAAUAAAAGUGUACAUAUUUAAAGCUGAGGCUGAAGAUGAUGUUGAAAUAGGCGGAACAGAAAUUGUCACAGAGAGUGAAUACACCAAUGGCCACUCUGUAGCUGGAGUGCUUGACCAGAGCCGAAUGCAGCGGGAGAAGAUGGUGUAUAUGGCAGUUAAGGAUUCCUCUCAAGAAGAAGAUGAUAUCAGAGAUGAAAGGAGAGUUUCUCGAAGGUAUGAAGAUUGUCAAGCAACAGGAAAUACUUUGGACUCAGCAUUAGAAAACAGAAACAGUACAACAGCACAGUACCUUCAAAUUUGUGAUAGCAUUAAUACAAAUAAAGUACUUAAACAAAAGGCCAAGAAGAGGAGAAGGGGAGAAACGAGGCAGUGGCAAACAGCUGUCAUAAUAGGCCCAGACGGACAGCCCCUGACAGUGUACCCUUGCCAUAUUUGCACAAAAAAGUUUAAAUCAAGGGGAUUCUUGAAGAGACACAUGAAGAAUCAUCCUGAUCAUUUGAUGAGAAAAAAAUACCAGUGCACAGAUUGUGACUUUACAACUAACAAGAAAGUGAGUUUCCAUAACCACUUGGAAAGCCAUAAGCUCAUAAACAAAGUCGACAAAACCCAUGAAUUUACAGAAUAUACACGAAGAUACAGAGAAGCUAGUCCACUGAGUUCAAAUAAACUUAUAUUAAGAGACAAGGAGCCGAAGAUGCACAAGUGCAAAUACUGUGACUAUGAGACUGCAGAACAAGGACUAUUAAACAGACAUUUACUGGCUGUCCACAGCAAGAAUUUUCCUCACGUUUGUGUUGAGUGUGGGAAGGGCUUUCGACAUCCUUCAGAACUCAAAAAGCAUAUGAGAACCCACACUGGUGAGAAGCCAUAUCAGUGUCAGUAUUGUGUUUUCAGGUGUGCAGAUCAAUCAAAUCUGAAAACUCACAUUAAGUCUAAGCAUGGUAACAAUUUGCCAUACAAAUGUGAGCAUUGCCCCCAAGCAUUUGGUGAUGAGAGGGAGCUUCAGCGCCACCUGGAUUUGUUUCAAGGACAUAAGACACACCAGUGUCCUCAUUGUGACCAUAAGAGCACCAACUCAAGUGACCUUAAGCGGCACAUCAUAUCUGUCCACACUAAGGAUUUCCCUCACAAGUGUGAGGUGUGUGAUAAAGGUUUCCAUCGCCCUUCUGAGCUCAAGAAGCAUAGCGAUAUCCAUAAGGGGAGGAAGAUUCACCAGUGUAGGCACUGUGACUUUAAAACCUCAGAUCCAUUCAUUCUUAGUGGUCACAUCCUUUCCGUUCACACUAAGGAUCAGUCAUUGAAGUGCAAAAGGUGCAAGAGAGGGUUCCGGCAGCAAAAUGAGCUCAAGAAGCACAUGAAGACCCACACUGGAAGGAAGAUUUACCAAUGUGAGUAUUGCGAGUACAGUACCACCGACGCAUCUGGCUUUAAACGACACGUGAUAUCGAUCCAUACAAAAGACUAUCCACACAGGUGUGAAUUCUGCAAGAAGGGAUUCCGAAGACCAUCGGAAAAGAAUCAGCAUAUUAUGAGGCACCACAAGGAGGCGCUUAUGUAAUGAGACCAACGUACAAAAGAAGCUAUUUGGGAAAAAAAGAAGUGCCAGGAAAAUUUCACAGACUCUUUCAUCUGGUUACAAACUUGAUAUUAAGUCAUAACUUUACAUUCUUUGUAUUAAAGAUAUUUGAAUUGACAGGGGAUCUCAUGGCCCUUUGAAAAUUACUUAAAGAAUUUAAGAAACACCAUGGAAUGGUUGUAGAAAAACCUAUCGUGUCGAUUCAGUAGGAUUAUAUGCAUAGACUACAGAGGGGAAGAGCAAAGACAGUGACUUUACUUGGCUGAUCAUACCAGAGAUAUGAUUCUGAAAAAAAUCAUGCUUAAUUGAGGAGUUGAGCAGUGAUUUGCUAUGACAAGCCAGUCUUACUUCUAUGGAAUGUUAGCAAUGAAAUGGGAAAUAAAAUGCAGUCGUCCAUCAGUCAGUAAUCAUUGAGCCCUUUGUGUGGUACCUGGAAAUUAAAUUCCAGAAAUCCAAGUUCAUGUAUUCAAAUAAAUUUCACUGGCAAAACAGGUUAGAUUAACUCAAUGCUAUUCAAAAGAAUUUCAGAACUGCCAACAUUUUUACCACAGGGCAGGAUGUUUGAAAUACAGCACUCUGUGUUAAAGUCUAAGGUGAAGUCUAAGGAUUACAGUUCCCCUUUUCCCGAUGUUCGAGUUGAUUGUUGUUCUGUAUGGCAUAUAUAACAAAAGUAUAUUUGAGUCAAAUAUGGCUUUCUAAAACGGAUGCAACCAGUAGUGUUGCAAACAAAGUUAGCACUAUAUUUCUUAAUGAUCUAAAGAUUAAAUUGAGAGAACACAGUUUUCUUAAAUAUUAUAAUGUUUAGAAGGUUUUUUUAGGACAGUCUUAGCAAGUAUGAUGGUUCUAGUCUUACUUGCUCUAAUGUUUAAAGGUGCAAUUUUAUGCCAUUAUUGGAAUUUUUGAUUUUUAAAAUCUAUAUACCAUAUAAUUAACAUGGAUUUUCAAUAUGAGGCAGUGUUUAUGCAGUAUUUAACAAAACACUGUGCUGCCAAUAGAGUUCAGAGGUGGAUAUUCAGUUUACAGUGUAUAAAUUUAAAAUAUGCAUCCCUUUAACAACGCUUUGUGUUAGCAUGCUGCAAAUCAAAAUGGCGCUUAAUAUUAAAAGCUGGUUUAGGGAAAUUUAAUGAAAUCCUGUUCAUAAAUGUAAUGCAUAUGAUGUGUACUUUUAAGUUUUAGUUGCUUCAUGUUUCCACUCAGCUGUUCAACAUAAUUAAAAUGUAAUUUUACUUCACACUAUAUUGUGGCUUUGUGUUUUAACUAAUGUUCACCUUUCUGUUUUUGCACCAGAUAAGAAUCAGUUCCUUGAGAAUAAAUUUUUUAUCUUUCUUAACUUCAGAAUAUUAAAUUUGGAAAAUCUAAAAUCGUGUGUUAUGUGGCUGUAAAUGAUGUACACGCUGUAAAAUAAGAUUGUCAAUGUUACGUGGGAUUAUUAUUUCUAAAUGUUACUCAUUGAAAUGAGCAUACAAUAAAAAGCAUUUAUUGCA
Molecule: messenger RNA, 5008 nt
Organism: Phyllostomus discolor (pale spear-nosed bat)
Lineage: Eukaryota; Metazoa; Chordata; Mammalia; Chiroptera; Phyllostomidae
Gene: ZNF711
Product: zinc finger protein 711
Exons: 10
Coding region: 1209-3506 (765 amino acids)
Biological process (GO): regulation of transcription by RNA polymerase II
Cellular component (GO): nucleus
Molecular function (GO): RNA polymerase II transcription regulatory region sequence-specific DNA binding; metal ion binding; DNA-binding transcription factor activity, RNA polymerase II-specific
Source: RefSeq, a predicted model, not a curated record